AUCGGGAGUUUUAAAAUUAUGUUACUUAGGUUGAUGUAACGGUGUGUCAAUCGACUAAGGGGUUUGGGUGCGUACACUGAACUCGUAAAAUGGAUGCACUCAUAACAAGCGUACAGGAAAGACAUUCCAAAAAUGAAAGACACACCGAUAAAACAAAAUAUAUGUUUAUGUUUAGGUUCCACGUGCUUGACGUUUGACCGUUUCCCUUGUGCGUGAGAAAAGGGGGAGGUGAAGAACCGUCUGAGAAGACACACAUCCAGCGCUGAGCGCAAGCUAGAUAGGGCUCUCCUUCGCUCCUCUCACACACGACCAGUUUACGCCAUUCAUUCUGCGCUCCCUUGCUCCGGCACACGCUGCAUUCCUACGGUAGUUUUUGGAUAGCGAGCGGCGAUGUUUCUCUGCAGAGCGGCUUGGCAAAGAUAUGGGCCUUUGGCAAGGAAGGUAGCCCAACAGUUAUCUAGAGAUGUGUUGCCACGACGACAAAUGUCAUCAGUCCCCGGUGGUACUGGUGAUAACAUCGUCUACGCCCUGCUGUGUGGCGGGGCCUUCGCUGGAGCCAUCGCAUACACAUACAGCACUGUGACCACAGACCACGCCAGAUUCAAUGACCGUGUAGCGGAUAUCAACGCUCGUCCCAAGACUGUGUGGUCGCCCAAACCAUGGCCUCCCAAGAGCAGGGAUGAGGAAGAGGACGGUGAGUGCCUAUGUGUGGCUCUACUGGCUAAUGUCUUUCAUUUUUAUAAUAACUCACAGCCUGUGAGGAAGCAGCAGCCUGGGGAGGAGGAGGAGGAGGCGGCUGAGGAGGGAGGAGAGGAGGAGGAGGCAGCAGCAGAAGAGGCUGGAGAGGAGGCUGCAGUUGAGGAGGCUGUAGCGGCGGAAAACGGAGCAGAACCCGCGGAAGAGGCCUCAGUCGAGGCCGAGGCAGUCUCUGAAGAACCGGCUGUGGAGGCAGCGGCAGUAGAGGCAGAAGCAGCGGCCGAGGCAGUCUCUGAAGAACCAGCUGUGGAGGCAGCGGCAGUAGAGGCAGAGGUGGCACCAGCAGAAGUGGAGACUGUGGUGGAGGAGAUUAUAGAGGCUGUUGCUGAGGUCGCAGAAGAGGUCAUCGAGGUGGCAAAUGAAGUGGAGGCAGCAGCAGAGGAAGUGGCCGUGGAAGAGGCUGCUGAGGAGGCAGUUGCCGUGGAAGAGCCGGAGGAGGAGAUCAACGUGGAACCAGUCAUUCUGGCAGCAGCCUCUGCUUUGGAGGUGACGACAGUCGCUGAAGUGGUCAAAGAAGUGGUUGUGCCUAUUGUAGAAGAAGUCGAGGAGGCCGCCCCAGUGGAGUCCCCAGCCGCCCCAGUGGAGGAGUCCCCAGCCGCCCCAGUGGAGGAGUCCCCAGCCGCCCCAGUGGAGGAGUCCCCAGCCGCCCCAGUGGAGGAGUCCCCAGCCGCCCCAGUGGAGGAGUCCCCAGCCGCAGUGGAGGAGUCCCCAGCCGCAGUGGAGGAGUCCCCAGCCGCAGUGGAGGAGUCCCCAGCCGCAGUGGAGGAGUCCCCAGCCGCAGUGGAGGAGUCCCCAGCCGCAGUGGAGGAGUCCCCAGCCGCAGUGGAGGAGUCCCCAGCCGCAGUGGAGGAGUCCCCAGCCCCAGUGGAGGAGUCCCCAGCCCCAGUGGAGGAGUCCCCAGCCCCAGUGGAGGAGUCCCCAGCCCCAGUGGAGGAGUCCCCAGCCCCAGUGGAGGAGUCCCCAGCCCCAGUGGAGGAGUCCCCAGCCCCAGUGGAGGAGUCCCCAGCCCCAGUGGAGGAGUCCCCAGCCCCAGUGGAGGAGGCCCCAGCCGCAGUGGAGGAGGCCCCAGCUUCUCAACUUGAGGCUGCACCUGUAGAAGAGGCCCCGGCUGCAGUGGAGGAGGCCCCGGCUGCAGUGGAGGAGGCCCCGGCUGCAGUGGAGGAGGCCCCGGCUGCAGUGGAGGAGGCCCCGGCUGCCCCACUUGAGGCUGAAGUGAAGGAGGCUGCAGUGGAGGAGGCUGCAGUGGAGGAGGCCCCAGCUGCCCCAUUUGAGCCCACACCCGUAGAAGAGGCCGCAACCAUAGAAGAGGCCCCAGCUGCGGUGGAGGAGGCCCCAGCUGCGGUGGAGGAGGCCCCAGCUGCCCCACCCGUAGAAGAGACCCCACCUGAGGUGGAGGAGGCUGCAGUGGAGGAGGCCCCAGCUGCGAUGGAAGAGACCCCAACUGCAGUGGAGGCUGCCCCAGUUGUGGUGGUGGCACCUGUGGAGGCGCCCAAGAAGGAGUACAUUGUAGUGGUGCUGGAGGGAGCAGCCAAGACUGAUAAGAGGCCCAAAGUCCUGGGGGUCGGCCCCAUGACCGGCAGGAUCAUCCCAUCUCCAGACGAUGAUGAGGCCCCUGCUGCUGAGGUAAAAGUAAGCACUUGGAGCCCCUGGAUGAUAUACAGUUUCUCUACCCUGAGGGAGAAGAGGGGAUGUGCCUUCCCCAACCCCCCUUUCAUUGACCUCUCCACACACUUUGACCCUUGAUAUUGAAUAUUGAUCUGUAGUAUAAAACUUGUCUUCUCGUCUUGGUCUAGGGAAUUAUCUGUGUAUACAGUGCCUUGCGAAAGUAUUCGGCCCCCUUGAACUUUGCGACCUUUUGCCACAUUUCAGGCUUCAAACAUAAAGAUAAACACGCCCAAUUUUUCAGUUUUUGAUUUGUUAAAAAAGUUUGAAAUAUCCAAUAAAUGUUGUUCCACUUCAUGAUUGUGUCCCACUUGUUGUUGAUUCUUCACAAAAAAAAUACAGUUUUAUAUCUUUGUUUGAAGCCUGAAAUGUGGCAAAAGGUCGCAAAGUUCAAGGGGGCCGAAUACUUUCGCAAGGCACUGUAUAUUCAGAUAAUGCCUGCUUUAUUGAAAAAUACAUGAUCUGGUAGGUUUUUCUAGAUGUACAACACCCCUCAAAUUCCCCUCCCCCAAAAAAAGUCCCCCUCCGUCACACCGGGCAAGCUAAAUUAUAAUAAUCUGUGAAUAUUUGGCCAUGAAAACAUUCCUGGUUGACGUCAGGAGAAUGUAACUGUUUGCCAAAGUUACACAAGUUUGCCAAAAUACCUUAGACUAACUAUUGGACUGAAAUAGUUAUAUAUUAACUUAAUUUUGUAGCUCUCCAUUAGAAGCUGGCAGGAACUGGGCCCAGCAGAAUUUGACCCAAUGUGAUUGGUUGACGAUAUGACACACUGGCUCGCUAGCCUAUACCCUACGUUUUGUCGGGUUGGAAUGCAAUCAAUGUCAAUUCUGAUCAAAUGAAUGGGAACUCUAAAUUGAAAUACGCAGUGGUGGAAAAAGUACUACAUUUUCAUACUUGAGUAAAAGUAAAGAUGCCUUAAUAGAAAAUUACUCAAGUUAAAGUGAAAGUCACCCAGUAAAAUACUACUUGAGUAAAAACGUAUUAAAGGUUUUAAAUAUAUUUAAGUAUCAAAUAUGCUGAAACAUAUCAAAAGUAAAAGUAUAAAUUUCAAAUUCCUUAUUAAGCAAAUCGGUCAACACCAUUUUCGUGAUAUCCAAUUGGUAGUUAGUCUUUCCCAUCGCUGGAACUCCCGUACGGACUCGGGAGAGGCAAAGGUCGAGAGCCAUGCGUCCUCUGAAACAAGACCCUGCCAAGCCGCACUGCUUCUUGAUACACUGCUCGCUUAAUCCGAAAGCCAGCCACACCAAUGUGUCGGAGGAAACAACUGGUGGCGGAAGUCAGCUUGCAGGCACCCGGCCCGCCACAAGGACUUGCUAGAGCACGAUGGGACAAGGACAUCCCAGCCGGGCCAAACCCUCCACAAUUUAAAUAAAAUAUAAUAAAUAUUAUGGAUAGCCAAGAGCACACUCUAACACCGACAUAAUUUACAAACAACGCAUUUGUGUUUAGUGAGUCCACCAGAUCUGAGGCAGUAGGGAUGACCAGGGAUGUUCUUUUGAUAAGUGCUUGAAUUGGACCAUUUUCCUGCCCUAAGCAUUCAAAAUGAAACACGUACUUUUGGGUGUCAGGGAAAAUGUAUGGUGUAUAAAGUACAAAAAAUAUACUUAAGUAGUACUUUAAAGUAUUUUUUACUUUACACCACUAGAAAAACGGAAGAAAUGUACAUUUUUUUGUGACUAAGUCAGGACACCUGAAAAGUGGCUGAAAAACAGGACUGUCCUGUGAAAAAACGGGACAUAUGGUCACCCUAACACAAAGGGUCAACCUACUAGACCACAAUGUUAAUCACAAUGAACUUUGAACACCGGUAGGCUUACACAUGUACACAUACAGGCUUCAGAUAAAUACAUCUGAUCGAAUAUCAACUUCAAUAGGGUAAAAUAACAAUAGACUACAUCACCAAUACACAAAUGAUCAUUAUAUUCUCCUUUUAGGGGCGCUCCCCUGUAAAUUGCACCGUGGUCAUGCCCUUGACUAUCCUCCCCAUGCCCUAGUUUACUUCACCUAAGAAACUUCACAAUGGUGUUUCGUAAUUCAUCAUCAUCCAAUGCAAUACUACAUCUGAUGCUUAGCCACCAAAAGUCAACCACUAAUUGCUUCAGGACUGGGCAGGACAAGGUGGGGUUUUGGUGUGUCCAGCAUUCUUUAACUAUCCUCAGGUUUUUCCUCGUUGAGCCGAUUCCAAUGUGAACAGAAGUAUUUAACUCUCAAAGAAGUAUUUAACUCUCAAAGACAUAGUGAUCGGAGACUCUAUAUCUGAAUCACUGGCUUGUUUUUGGGAGACGAGACAGAGUAGACUACCUCGGCAUUCCUCCUCUUUUCCCCCAGCUGGUGAUCCACAGACCUUUUAUUAAUGCAGUCGGAGUAUUAAAGUUGAACCAACCUUCUCAGUUGCAAGACAGACAUGGGAUUAUUUUUUGGGAAAUGAGCAUGAUGAGAGUCUGUCAGGUUUUUACAUUCAGUGAUGUCGCUUAAGGUAGACUAGCAUAUUUCAUGAUAUCGCUAUUCAGCAAUAUUUCACAAGGCAGACAUUUUUGUCUCUUUACUUUCUCCCACACCCUCUGUUGUAGAGUUGUUCUCUGUUUCCACACCAUGGCUAUAGAAUACACAGCUGUUGGAUAGACAAUCCAUUUGUGAAGCUGUAUCUGAAAUAGAAAAAAGCCAUUUGUUUGAGUCUAUAAAUGUGGUUUCCGAGUCUGGUAUAAACAGUCGUGUGUUGUUAUCAUAUGAAAGUUGCAUUUUUACUCAAGUCAGGCUUGUGUGGUUGCAUAAGUUAAUGCGAUGCCUCAGUAAAGUGUGUUGCUAUGGUUUUGUCUGCUUUUCAAAUGAUAUGACUUAUUAGUUUGUGUUAGAUUCAUGAAUAAAUGUUCAACUUUGUCAAAACCAGUUCAAAUAAUCGGUGGGCCAAUACAAGGCUCUCACUGUACUUCUACAGAUUUGUUGUAGAACUAGUUCUUCUCACUUUCCUUCCCUCACUUUAUAUAUUGGAGUUCUUGCUAUGUUUAGGCAUAUUUGAAAAGGGACUGAGACCAUUCAUAAGUGAAUGUAAGCUUAUUCCUAAUUAAGGAGUGGGAUAAUUCAAUUUGUCUGUCCUAAUGUUUGCAGGCACUUUUUGUAUGGGAUAUAUAUGGUACCAGUCAAACGUUUGGACACACCUACUCAUUCCAGAGUUUUUCUUUAUUUGUACAUAUAUUUUUUUACAUUGUAGGAUAAUAGUAAUAGAAGACAUCAACUGUGAAAUAAAACAUGGAAUUAUGUAGUAACCAAAAAAGUGUUAAACAAAUCAAAAUAUUUUAUAUUUGAGAAUCUUCAAAGUAGCCACCCUUUGCCUUGACAGCUUUGCACACUCUUGGCAUUCUCUCGACCAGCUUCAUGAGGUAGUCACCUGGAAUGCAUUUCAAUUAACAGGUGUGCCUUGUUAAAGUUAAUUUGUGGAUUUUCUUUCCUUCUUAAUGCAUUUGAGCCAAUCAGUUGUGUUGUGACAAGGUAGGAUAGGUAUACAGAAGAUAGCACUAUUUGGUAAAAGACCAAGUCCACAUUAUAGAAAGAACAGCUAAAAUAAGCAAAAAUAAAUGAUAGUCCAUCAUUAUUUUAAGACAGGAAGGUCUGUCAAUUCGUAAAAUGUUAAGGACUUUGAACGUUUCUUCAAGUGCAGUAUGAUGAAACUGGCUCUCAUGAGGACCGCCACAGGAAAGGAAGACCCAGAGUUACCUCUGCUGCAGAGGAUAAGUAAUUUACCCUUCCUCAGAAAUCGGCAUUUAUCUGCACCCCAGAAAUGGCAGUCCAAAUAAAAUGAAAUGGCAGCUCUUCUUCACAGAGUUCAAGUAACAGACACAUGUCAACAUCAACUGUUCAGAGGAUACUGCGUGAAUCAGGCCUUCAUUAGACUGGUGGAAAUCUGUCCCUUGGUCUGAUGAGUCCAAAUGUUAGAUUUUUGGUUCCUACUGCCGUGUCUUUGUGAGAUGCAGAGUAGGUGAACGAAUGAUCUCCGCAUGUGUGGUUCCCACUGCGAAGCAUGGAUGAGGAAGUGUGGGGGUGCUUUGCUGGUGAAACUGAUUUAUUUAGAAUUCAAGGCACACUUAACCAGCAUGGCUACCACAGCAUUCUGCAGUGAUACGCCAUCCCAUCUGGUUUGCGCUGAGUGGGACUAUCAUUUGUUUUUCAACAGGACAAUGACCCAACACACCUCCAGGCUGUGUAAGGGAUAUUUGACCAAGAAGGAGAGUGAUGGAGUGCUGCAUCAGAUGACCUGACCUCCACAAUCACCCAACCUCAACCCAAUUGAAAUGGUUUGGGAGGAGUUGGACUGCAGAGUGAAGGAUAAGCAGCCAACAAGUGGUCAGCACAUUUGGGAACUCCUUCAAGACUGUUGGAAAAGCAUUCCAGGUGACUACCUCAUGAAGCUGGUUGAGAGAAUGCCAAGUGUGUGCGGAGCUGUCAUCAAGGCAAAGGGUGGCUACUUUGAAGAAUCUCAAAUAUAAAACAUAUUUUGAUUUGUUUAACACUUUCUUGGUUACUACAUGAUUCCAUAUGUGUUAUUUCAUAUUUGAUGUCUUCACUAUUAUUCUACAAUGUAGGAAAUAGUAAAAAUAAAGAAAAACCCUUGAAUAUGUAUGUGUCCAAACUUUUGACCGGUACUGUAUAUAGGGGCUUGUUCUGUCAUGUGAGUGGAUGGCUUGCCACUGUGCAAUGGCCUAGCAUGGGCCAGAAACUGACUGUGAAACAACAUUGCUGUUUUUCUGAAAUAAAGAGGGAAUCAAAAAGGAA
Messenger RNA from Oncorhynchus nerka (sockeye salmon), 7185 nucleotides. RefSeq names its product fibrous sheath CABYR-binding protein-like. The coding region runs from base 391 to 2499 and encodes 702 amino acids. The record is from RefSeq and is a predicted model, not a curated record. Gene Ontology annotation, biological process: anterograde axonal transport. Gene Ontology annotation, cellular component: mitochondrion. NCBI's taxonomy places the organism in Eukaryota, Metazoa, Chordata, Actinopteri, Salmoniformes, Salmonidae. The transcript is spliced from 7 exons.